AUGAUCCGACGCUCCCGCCAAGACCUAAAUGUCCUUUACCAAACCCUCUUCGAGGCCGAGAGGGAAACCCACGACGUAAACCGCGUCCUCGACAACGCCAAGCGCAAGGAGAACGACGGGCAGUAUCCAGACUUCUGGACAAGUUCUUGUUCCUCCUCUUCCCAAAGAUCCAUCAACGACGACCGCCGCAGCAGCAGCGGGACUGGAAGUAGACAAGAAAACAGCGACCAUUGUCAUCGUAGCUCGGCAAUGCCCGCCAAUGACAGAACCGUCUCCCUCGGGUCCAAGCUAGACUCCUCCUGGGACUUGUAA
Messenger RNA from Colletotrichum orchidophilum, 312 nucleotides. RefSeq lists its product as uncharacterized. The coding region runs from base 1 to 312 and encodes 103 amino acids. The record is from RefSeq and is a predicted model, not a curated record. The transcript has a single exon. NCBI's taxonomy places the organism in Eukaryota, Fungi, Ascomycota, Sordariomycetes, Glomerellales, Glomerellaceae.